Messenger RNA from Zootermopsis nevadensis, 2892 nucleotides. It is a transcript of the gene Gnpat, whose product is annotated as dihydroxyacetone phosphate acyltransferase. Gene Ontology annotation, cellular component: mitochondrial membrane; peroxisomal membrane. Gene Ontology annotation, molecular function: glycerone-phosphate O-acyltransferase activity; glycerol-3-phosphate O-acyltransferase activity. NCBI's taxonomy places the organism in Eukaryota, Metazoa, Arthropoda, Insecta, Blattodea, Termopsidae. Gene Ontology annotation, biological process: phospholipid biosynthetic process; fatty acid metabolic process; triglyceride biosynthetic process. The record is from RefSeq and is a predicted model, not a curated record.
ACUUUAUCUGUGGUAAUUGAUGACUGUGAAGGAUGAAAGACGGCAUUUGUAGGCAUAAGCAUAAGUGUGGGUAACGUUGUUCGUAGAUUCAGGGAUGGGUGUUAAUAUUAGGCUGUAGGUCAUUCAUUGCGAAGUCUGAAGAAGCUGUGAGAGAGAAAACACAUGUAAGUGGCGUGGAGUAACACAUUAAUGCGUAGUAGAAGUCUGAGCAUUUUGUCCAUGUUACCCAAGACAAGAAAGUAUGUUUAUCCACAAUGUUGGAUUUAAUUGCGAACCUUUCCAAGGAUAUAUAAUCAUUUUUGUUGUUGCUGCCAGUGUUCUGUAUUGAAGACUCAGUGUACUAAUCAAGAAGUACGUGAGCGAUAUUCUAGCGUCUAGGUGUAAUGCAACAAAGUAACAUGGAAUUUGAAUCAACAAGAAGUCUACAGGCUUUCAAGGAUAUUUUGGUGGAUCGAUAUGGCAGCAGUGACUUUAUGUGGAUGUCCCAGGAUUGGCAGCCUCGUGUAGCCUAUUUGCAUACAGUCAAGACAAACCCACAGAAAAUAAAGCAAGAUGUUCUGAAAAGUCCUAGGGUACUGCACGUCAUUGAGGAGGCAAGCAAGGAACAGAAUGUACCAAAAGAGGAGCUGUACAAGACUGUACAGAGAAUACUGGAUGAGAUAGGAUAUGACCGUCAGCUGCCAGUGAUCCGAUGGUUAGGGCUGCUUCUUCUCAAAGUUCUGAAGAGAACUUGCUGCAGCUUAUGUGUAAAUGAGGGCAGUGUUAAUAGGGUGUUGUCGGUGAUGGGUGACAACCCAGUAAUAUUUGCUCCUAGUCACCGCAGCUAUGGAGACUUCGUACUAAUGUCCUAUCUCUGUUUCCAUUACAAGAUUGAAAUCCCAGCCAUUGCAGCUGGCAUGGAUUUUCAUUCCAUGUGGCUGAUGGGGCGCUUGCUUCGAGAUAGCUGCGCCUUCUUCAUGAGGCGUUCCUUUGGCAGCGAUAAGCUAUAUUGGACUGCGUUCAGCGAAUAUGUUCAAAAGCUGGUUGUUGACGGAGAGGCGGCUAUUGAGUUCUUCAUCGAGGGUACCAGAAGUCGAACUGCAAAGUCCCUCAUGCCUAAGUUUGGGUUCCUAUCUAUGACUUUGAUGCCAUUCUUGACGGGCCGUGUGCCUGACAUAACCAUUGUUCCUAUCAACAUUAGUUAUGAUCGCACCCUGGAAGAGGUUUUGUUUGCGUACGAGCUACUAGGGGUACCCAAACCAAAGGAAUCCACUUCUGGAUUGAUAAAAGCCUUGAAUAUGCUGAAUGAAAGAUAUGGGAAAGUGUACAUGGACUUUGCAGAACCGAUAUCAGUGAGAGAGCUCAGUCGGUUCGCCGGGUUUCAACGCUCUCUCCCCACUCCAGAAUGUCCGCACAUUCAGCGCGCUCUGUCAGUUGAUGAAGCAGCAUUCUGUGUGGAGGUCGCUCAUCAUGUGGUACAGCAGCAACAGCGCCAUUCAGUGAUCAGUGCUUUCAACUUGAUAUCCAUCGUCCUCAACAACUCUGUACUGGAGGGCGCUGGCCCACCUCUUUUAAAUGAAGUGGUGGCUGACGUUUCAUGGCUGAAGUCAGUUAUGGAGGUGUUGGGAGCUCUGAUUGGCGUACAAGGUGUUCCUUCAGGCGUGGAGUCGGCAGUGAAGGAAGCCAUUGUUGUUCACAAAUCUCUAGUUACGCUCACACCAACUAACCAUCUGAAGCUGAUUAAAGUGCAUACUUUUGCUCACAGGGUGGAUCCAAAAAAACUGAAAGGACACUGUCUCUCCGAGCAGACAAUGGAUGUUGCAAUACCCAUGGUAAUGUUACAGCAUUAUUUGAAUCCAUGCCUUCACUACCUGAUUGGCCCAGCUAUGGUCACACUCAUUAUGCUGCGUCUCGAUGAUGCAGUGGACGUCCCAAGAGAUCAACUCUUCCAGAAGUUCAGUUUUCUGAGAUCGCUUUUUGCCUAUGAAUUUGCCUUCUAUGCAGCGUGGGCAGAGAAGGAGUUUGAUGAUGCAGUAAAGCAGUUGGAAGUGCUGAGUGUCGUGGAGCCGACCAAGCCUGACCGAUUGAAAAUGGGCAACCACAGGAAACUGCAGAUUCUGCUCUCAAACCUCCUGCAGCCAUUUCUGGAGGCCUACCUGUCUGUGUGUCACGUACUUCAACAGACAGCGCCAAACCCACGGUCUGAGAGUUACCUGCUGAAGUCUACCCAGCAGAGAGUGGAGGAGCUGUUGACGUCUGGCGUUGUCUCUCAUCCGUACUCCUUAUCCCUCGAUAUGCAUUCUGCUGCAUUACAGGCGCUGACAUCCAUUCAGGCAGUGAAGAGGCUGAAGAGAAAUGGUGUUGUUGAGUACCAGGCGCAAACAAGAAAACUGCUUGAAGUGACUCAGGAACUGGAAAAUGUAAUGUUGCAAUCUGAAGAGAAGUUCCACCUGAGUGACCCAGGUUCGAAAGACUUUCUUAUUCACGAGAGCCAGCAGGCUAAGCUUUAGCGACAGUCGUUGUAUUGCUUUCCUCGUCUUGCAUGUGUUGUUUAUUCAGUGUGAAUACCGUUGUUUUUGUGUAGCUGCGUAUACAUCAGCGAUGCCUUCUUUGUCAGUGUGAUUACAGUCGUGAUAAUCUUAAAACAGAAUUGUGGUUCGUAACUUGCGUUAGAGAUUGUCGCUAGUCGGGGGACUUAGAGACCCGGUUUUUGAACAGUAGUUGCCAGGACCUUAGAUGGGCUCAUGAAUCGUUGAGAUGUUGCGUGUUGUUCGGCGUUACUGGCACACGAACGACUGGAAAAUUGGAAUGCUUUAGAAAUUGCCUUGACAGCUUCAAACCACCACUGACAUCAUCUUUUAUUAGUGCUAAGUGUUUCAGUGUCACAAUAAAGUAUUGCAACUCAGGUACUAA